AUGGAGACCCCGUUGACCACUCGGCCGAAGCCGCCGCCUCUGGACUUGAGCCACCACUACUCGACCAUCACCAAUCUGCGGGAGCCCAGCGCCAUUAAGAAGUACUACAAGUACUUUCAGAUUCCAGGAUUGGGCAACCUAGCGGGAGGUCUCCCGAACGCCCAAUUCUUCCCCUUCGACACACUCGAAGCGCAAGCCGCCAAGCCUGAACGAUGGACACCCUCGCCCAACGAGCCCCCAAGCCCUGAGGCCCUCGCCGACCGGCUGGCUGUGUCUGGCCUGUCGUCGGCUCCGAAUGGUGUGGCUAAGAGCAAGCAUGCCGACACGUACAAGACGAAGGCGACCAAGCACAAAGACGAUGGGCCUCAAAACGCACAGCAUCUUACUGUGCCCAUGAGCGAUCCUCAAACAGAUCCCUUCAGGAAGAUUGACGUCACCACGGCUCUCCAGUACGGAACCGCAGAAGGCUACGCACCACUCCUGGCCUACAUACGCCACUUUGCCCGCACAAACCUUCACCCCAAUAUCCCCUAUGCAAAGGGCCCCGAGGUCAUCCUCACCUGCGGUUCGACAGACGGCAUGGCCAAGUCGCUCGAGCUCCUCGUGACCCCGUGGGAUGCCCGUCAUGAUUCCCCACGCGACCGCCCCCACCUCCUUGUUGAGAAGUUCCUCUACUCCAACGUCCUUGCACAGAGCAUGCCCCGUGGCGUGCGGCCUGUGCCCGUCGAGAUCGACGCCGAGGGCAUGCGUGCCGACGGACCUGGCGGGCUUGAGGAAGUCCUCAGUGGGUGGAACGAUCUGGACGGCAAGAGGCCUCGUAUCAUGUACACCGUCACCAUGGGCCACAACCCUACGAGCGGCGUCCUGUCUGUCGAGAGGCGCAAGGCCAUCUAUGCGCUGUGCCAGAAGUACGAUGUCAUCAUCGUCGAGGACGACCCGUACUGGUAUCUUCAGUACCCGUCCGCUGCGGCCGAGGAGGCCGCCUCGCGAGGCAAGCCUGUGCCGCCGCCCAAGCCGACACCGAAGCCGGUCAAUUCGUCUGGCUACGAGUUUCUCGAUUCCCUGGUGCCGUCUUACCUCAGCAUUGAUGUCGACGGCAGAGUCAUUCGACUCGACACCUUUUCCAAGACGAUCGCCCCCGGCUGCCGCCUCGGCUGGAUAACCGCACAACCUGAGUUCAUCGAGCGCUUCACAAGAAUCACCGAAACGACCACCCAGCAGCCCUCGGGCUUCGUGCAAGGCCUGGUCUCGGAGCUCAUCAUCGGCUCCCAGCCCGACGCGCAAGCCGCGUACGCCGCCCUGCCGGCGGCCCAGCGCCCCGCCUUUGCCGGCUGGGACACGUCGGGCUGGGUGCGCUGGCUCGCCGGCCUCCGGGGCCAGUACGAGCGGCGCAUGUGCCGCAUGGCGCGCAUCCUCGACGCGGGCGCCCACCAGCUCAAGCAGUCGACGCCGACGCGCGACGACCUCGCCGACUGGGGCGUCGUCACCAAGACCCGCCUCUACGACUUUGACUGGGCCCGCGGCGGCAUGUUCCUCUGGCUGCGGCUGCGGUUCGAGACGCACCCGCUGUGGCAGGCCCGGGGCCGCGGCACCGCCGACGGCGGCCUCGACGUCGUCGACGGCGCCGUGCUGAGCCAUGCUCUCCUGGCGCUCGGCACGCGGCGGCCGCACCUCGUCAUCCCGGCGCCGGGCCUCAUGUUUGCUGCCGACGAGAGGAUCAGGUCCGAGAGCGCGUGGGCGUACUUCAGGCUCUGCUUUGCGGCUGUGGCGGAGGAGGAGAUUGAGCCCUGCUCGGAGCGCUUCGUUGGCACUGUGCACAAGUUCUGGCGGAUCAAGAGCGUGCGCGAGAUUGAGGAGCUCCUGGAUGAGUUCAAUGGCGCCGAGGCGCUUGGGGACGAGGGCAUGGGCAAUUUGAUGGGCAUGGGCAUGGGAUGCUGA
Verticillium nonalfalfae is the source of this 1938-nucleotide messenger RNA. RefSeq lists its product as uncharacterized. Gene Ontology annotation, molecular function: transaminase activity; pyridoxal phosphate binding. The record is from RefSeq and is a predicted model, not a curated record. Gene Ontology annotation, biological process: biosynthetic process. Bases 1 to 1938 code for a protein of 645 amino acids. The transcript is spliced from 3 exons. NCBI's taxonomy places the organism in Eukaryota, Fungi, Ascomycota, Sordariomycetes, Glomerellales, Plectosphaerellaceae.